GUAUGUGUCAUGGCGAGCUCCAUCUAAAGUCGCUGCAGUUUCCGGAGAGUGGCGUACUCAUCGUUCAAGAAGAUUUGAGACUAAUUGCGAAUAAUCAAGAGAAGAUGCCUUCUGCAACCUGUGAUACAUUCCUGGAUGACAUAGAAGAUAUUGUGUCACAAGAAGAUUCAAAGCCCCAAGAUAGGCAUUUUGCGAGAAAGCACGUUAUUCCAAAGGUGCGAAGGCGAAAUACCCAAAAAUAUUUACAAGACGAAAACAGUCCACCAAGUGAUAGCACUAUUCCAGGCAUACAGAAAAUUUGGAUACGAACUUGGGGCUGUUCUCAUAAUAAUUCAGAUGGAGAAUAUAUGGCUGGACAACUGGCUGCUUAUGGAUAUAAAAUUACAGAAAAUGCAUCAGAGGCAGACUUAUGGCUCCUGAAUAGUUGUACUGUAAAAAAUCCGGCUGAAGACCACUUUAGAAACUCAAUUAAAAAAGCUCAAGAGGAGAACAAGAAAAUAGUGCUUGCUGGAUGUGUUCCUCAAGCCCAGCCUCGUCAGGACUACCUUAAAGGGCUGAGCAUCAUAGGGGUUCAACAGAUAGAUCGUGUGGUAGAAGUUGUGGAGGAAACAAUUAAAGGUCACUCUGUGAGACUGCUGGGUCAGAAAAAGGAUAAUGGAAAACGGUUGGGGGGAGCACGACUGGAUUUGCCAAAGAUUAGGAAGAAUCCACUGAUAGAAAUCAUUUCCAUCAAUACUGGGUGUCUCAAUGCUUGUACCUACUGCAAAACUAAACACGCCAGAGGAAAUUUGGCCAGUUAUCCAGUUGAUGAGUUAGUAGAUAGAGCCAAACAGUCUUUUCAAGAGGGUGUUUGUGAAAUAUGGUUGACCAGUGAAGACACAGGGGCUUAUGGCAGAGAUAUUGGCACCAGUCUCCCCGCACUGCUGUGGAAACUGGUUGAAGUGAUUCCUGAGGGAGCAAUGCUGAGGCUUGGCAUGACAAAUCCGCCCUAUAUUUUAGAGCAUCUGGAGGAAAUGGCAAAAAUCCUUAGUCACCCCCGAGUCUAUGCCUUUCUGCACGUACCAGUCCAAUCUGCCUCUGACUCUGUGCUCGUGGACAUGAAAAGAGAAUACUGCGUGGCUGAUUUCAAAAGAGUAGUGGAUUUUCUGAAAGACAAAGUUCCUGGAAUAACUAUUGCUACAGACAUUAUCUGUGGUUUUCCUGGAGAAACAGACCAAGAUUUUCAAGAAACAGUGAAACUUGUUGAAGAGUACAAAUUUCCAAGUCUCUUUAUUAACCAAUUUUACCCAAGACCAGGAACUCCCGCUGCAAAAAUGGAACAAGUUCCAGCUCAAGUGAAAAAGCAAAGAACAAAAGAUCUUUCUCAAGUAUUUCAUUCCUACAAUCCAUAUGAUCACAAGAUUGGUGAGAGACAAAGAGUGUUAGUCACAGAAGAAUCUUUUGAUUCCAAGUUUUAUGUUGCACACAAUCGAUUCUAUGAGCAGGUUUUAGUGCCAAAGAACCCCACAUUCAUGGGGAAAAUGGUCGAAGUGAACGUUUAUGAAUCAGGAAAACAUUUUAUGAAAGGGCAGCCAGUUUCAGAUGCCAAAGUAUACACGCCAUCCAUCAGCAAACCAUUAGCAAAAGGAGAAAUCUCAGGUUUAACAGAGGAAUUCAGAAAUAGGCUUGGGAACCACCUGAAUUCAGUAUCCCACACCUUGGAUGCAACUCAGCGAGACUCGGCGAGUUCCAGAAUGGCGCUACCAUUGCAAAGGCUACACCAGGACUGUGCACUGAGGAUGUCUGUGGUCCUGGCUCUGUUUGCUUUUCUUUUUGCUUUUCUGAUCAAGGUCUAUAAUUAAAACACAACUAACUGAAGCAUCUGUGAAGAAGAAUAAUGGGUUCGAUCCCUGGUUGGGGAAUUAAGAUCCCACGUGCUGCACGGUGUGGCCUUUAAAAAACAAAAUCUGUGAAGAGGAAUAAAUUUCUAAUUAAAAUCUUCAAAGAAAAGGAGAGCGACCACAUCAGUUCUCAAAGGGCAGUAAUUUAUACUGUCUCCUUGCCCUUCAGCCACACUCUUUAAUGAGGCUUACCCAGUCUCACCUUGAGUUGGACUCAUUGGUUAUUUGACCUAAAACCCAACAACAGCUGCCAUAGCAUGUCUUUUCAAUUAAGCUCCCCUUGGCUUAUUUUUAGCAAGAAAUGCAAGUGGUCGCAUUUUCUUUAAAUCACCAAUCUUCAAGUCAGAACCUGUUUGUACCGUGGGUCUGGUCACCUCUUCCUUAUGUGGGAAGAAUUUUCCAUUUUCAAUAAACAUUUUUACGUGUAUCUUUCUCUUUAUGCUUUGUUUGGGGUCACGAUGCUACUACACACAUCUUAUUUUCCACAGCAGAUGCGUUCCUGAAAAGUUUACAUGGAAACCUGUUUCUGGAACUUGAAUCCUUUCAGAAUGUACAGGGAGAGCCUACCAAUUAAAGGGCUCCUGGCAACAUUUUGAGAAGCCUGAGGAACCAGCCACUUCUUUAGCUCCCGCAGACUUUUCAGAGACUGGACUUGUCGGAAACAAGCUCUGCCUCUUUUCUGACAUUUUCGAUUGAUUCCAUCCACUGUCUAUUUCUACCUGACAUCACUGGCCUUUACUAAAUGAAGUGAUUUCUUCCACAAUAAAAGGAAUUGGUGUA
Messenger RNA from Balaenoptera ricei (Rice's whale), 2660 nucleotides. It is a transcript of the gene CDKAL1, whose product is annotated as CDK5 regulatory subunit associated protein 1 like 1. The record is from RefSeq and is a predicted model, not a curated record. Gene Ontology annotation, molecular function: tRNA (N(6)-L-threonylcarbamoyladenosine(37)-C(2))-methylthiotransferase activity; 4 iron, 4 sulfur cluster binding. The transcript is spliced from 16 exons. NCBI's taxonomy places the organism in Eukaryota, Metazoa, Chordata, Mammalia, Artiodactyla, Balaenopteridae. Bases 3 to 1841 code for a protein of 612 amino acids. Gene Ontology annotation, biological process: tRNA methylthiolation. Gene Ontology annotation, cellular component: endoplasmic reticulum.